AUGAGGGUCAUCUACAUAUCCAAGAAGGACAGAUAUAAGCCUGGAGGCAGUCCAUUCGAGACGCAUCUGCUGCCCAUCAUUGCUGAUGUACUGGAAUUCACUGACCUUGUCACUCGAUUGCAUCUGGCGGCUACAUCUCCAACUGUACGAAAUGCAGUCUUUCAGCAGGAACGCAACAACUCGCAAUCCACGAACACGGUUGAUUCUGUGAUAACUCUAUGGGCGAACCUCAACUUCACAGCGAUUCCUGGAAAGGAACGCCUGACAGAUAAGCAACUUUGGUCCAUUUUUCAAAAUGUCGACGCAGUUUCAAAUGUGAAAGUACUUCGCCUCGGUGGAUGUCACAGUCUCCGUGGUACAUGUCUCGCGGCAUUGCAAGGAUCGACAACCCUGCAACGAGUUGAAUUCUGGGGCACUAGUGUUGCCAUUACCAGAGACUUUGUCCUCAGACUUUUCCGGCCAUUGCUGAGCAAGUCGCGCUCUCGAGAUUCGGAGGUCUUCAUACACUACGCCCCACCGCGCUUGACUCUUGGCAAGACUUCUUCCUUUACGUACCGCUAUCUGACAUGCCGGGACAGAGCAAUCUGCAGUACCUGCAGCACUCAGACCACGGAAAUCGCCAUGACUCCAUGCACACAUUGCGGACGCGACGUAUGUGGUGUUUGCUGCAGUCGCAUUGAGAACAAGGACUCAAAUCAUUGUCGACGUUGUGAGACCAUGCUGCUCUGUUCGGACUGCAGCCCCGUCGUCGGUUUUCUUACCUCCCUUGUGAGUCGCAGGAUGUGUGCACCCUGCGCUGGAAAUCUGGCAGAAUGUUUCUCUAACACGCAGAGACAUGAGGGGUGCUUCCUCCUUCCACCCCAGCAGCUGCGCUGA
This is a messenger RNA of Seminavis robusta, 876 nucleotides long. Lineage: Eukaryota; Bacillariophyta; Bacillariophyceae; Naviculales; Naviculaceae. The record is from the annotation of a GenBank genome assembly.